AUGGCUAAAGCCAACAAGGGCGGUCGCCGCAGAGGCGAAAAUCGGGGGUCUGGAGUUGCAUCGACUGUACACUACGUCCCUUCUCCGGCCGGGUCCCGGGUUUUUGCUAUUGAAGAGCUUACAGUCUCCAUACUUUGCCACCUACCUGAUGCCGUCUUACUCUCCAAAUCCCAGCGCGUCUGUCAACAAUGGAGGGCCGUUGCUCAAAAACUCCUUCAGCCACUUCUGAGCGGUGUCCCCGCGCCGUGCAACCGUCCGCCAGGUGGUAGCAGGGAGAUCAAUGCGCUUCUCCUUGAUCAUUUUGGGACUAUUCUCAGCGACGGCUCAAUGCAGCUCGAGAUUGGGCUGUGGCUCACCGGCCACCGUUACUCCAGUAUGCGUUCGCUGGUUGAUCUGCCGAUGGCGACGUCUGGUCCGGGGCGGGCGGUGCACGACGCGUACGCCCGUGUCGGCGCGAGCUGGAGAGGCAUGCAAAUCUACCGCCCGCCCGUCUACGAGCUUCGCUAUCGGCGCGAGGUUGGCGCCGAGAUCGAGGUGGUCAAGGUGGCGGGCGGCGUGCGGCUGGGACAGGUGUGCGAUGUCCUGGUCGCCAUCACGGGCCGGACAAAGGGACUGGCGUGGAACGAGAUGCGGGUAACUUGGCCCCAAGCGUCGACGGGGCGCGAUGACAAAGGCGAUGCAGGCAGCGGGGAGAGCGAGACCGUUCGCGAGACCGUCCGGGAUUAUAUCCUCUUGGAAAAGGUCCGGCACGUGUUGCCAGCGUUUUGCGACUGUUUCUGGGGAGGUUGUCGCAACGAGAGGCGCUGCUUGGGCGACAAGAAGAGAAAGAUGCAGCUGAUUGCAUCGAACAAAUGGCGAGUCACGAGCAAGGAGUUUAUGGAGGAGGAUCUGCUGGUACAGAUCUAG
Cordyceps militaris CM01 is the source of this 906-nucleotide messenger RNA. RefSeq lists its product as uncharacterized. NCBI's taxonomy places the organism in Eukaryota, Fungi, Ascomycota, Sordariomycetes, Hypocreales, Cordycipitaceae. The coding region runs from base 1 to 906 and encodes 301 amino acids. The transcript has a single exon. The record is from RefSeq and is a predicted model, not a curated record.